This is a messenger RNA of Fusarium fujikuroi IMI 58289, 747 nucleotides long. RefSeq names its product related to cholinesterase precursor. The transcript has 3 exons. The coding region runs from base 1 to 747 and encodes 248 amino acids. Lineage: Eukaryota; Fungi; Ascomycota; Sordariomycetes; Hypocreales; Nectriaceae. The record is from RefSeq and is a predicted model, not a curated record.
AUGCGCCUUCGUCCAACUUGUGUGCCAUUGAUGGCAAUGGUGCUGUUCUUUACUCUUGUUAAUGCCGUGGCACCCGUAGUCGAUGUAUCACACAGCAAAUACAGGGGCAAUGACCUUGGAAACGGUGUGACUCACUGGCUCGGAAUACGUUACGCUGCACCUCCUCUGGGUGAUCUCAGAUUCAUGCCUCCCCAAGACCCAGUCAGGAAUCGUCAGACAAAGAACGCAAACAAGUUCAGGCUCAAAUGCGUUUCCCAGAGCGCAAAAGCUCGAUUCAUUGGAAAGUCACAGUCUGAAGAUUGCCUGUUCCUCAAUGUGUUUGCGCCUUCAAACGCUUCCAGGCACGCCAAACUUCCCGUCUUCGUCUACAUUCAAGGCGGAGGCUUCAACGAUAAUUCUAGACCCAAGAUAGACGGAGCUGAUCUGAUCAGAGCUUCGGAUAUGAAAAUUGUCGUCGUCACUCUGAACUAUCGUGUAUCAGUUCUAGGCUUUUUCUCAUAUGGCGAUAAGGUGCAACCAAACAAUGGCCUCCUCGACCAAAGAAAGGCCCUGGAGUGGGUGCAGAAGUAUAUAUCAAGAUUUGGAGGCAACCCGCGACAUGUUGUUCUUGGAGUGGAACAAGCGUCGUAUCAAGCAGAAAGUUUCAUCGAAAAUGUCGGUUGCUCCUCCGAAGAUGCCAUUGCUUGCAUGCGAACCAAGACUAUCGCCGAAAUCAUAGCCGCCAAUAUCAAGGUCCCAUACCCUUGA